AUGGUAGAAGAACUAAACAGUCUUCUAAAGACGGGAGGCUUUGCGCUUCGCAAGUGGGCUUCCAAUGAACCUGAAGUGCUCGCUAGUAUACCACAACAGUUUAUCGCAAAGGUAGUACAUCACGAGUUGGCAACUGAAGAGAACAAUACAGUCUCAACGUUGGGGAUGCUGUGGACACCUACGACAGACAGUCUGCAAGUGCAAGUACGAUUACCAGAGAAGGAAGUACGUACAAAAAGAGAAGUGCUGGCUAAUAUAGCAAGGAUUUACGAUCCUUUAGGUUUCCUUGAUCCCGUCAAGAUGAAGGCCAAACUCUACAUGCAGCAGAUCUGGAAGUUGAAAGAUCAACAGGGCAAUCCAUGGAGCUGGGAUAAGUAA
Molecule: messenger RNA, 378 nt
Organism: Anopheles funestus (African malaria mosquito)
Lineage: Eukaryota; Metazoa; Arthropoda; Insecta; Diptera; Culicidae
Exons: 1
Coding region: 1-378 (125 amino acids)
Source: RefSeq, a predicted model, not a curated record